Molecule: messenger RNA, 2143 nt
Organism: Nymphaea colorata (pocket water lily)
Lineage: Eukaryota; Viridiplantae; Streptophyta; Magnoliopsida; Nymphaeales; Nymphaeaceae
Product: protein OSB2, chloroplastic-like
Exons: 10
Coding region: 219-1631 (470 amino acids)
Biological process (GO): positive regulation of helicase activity; mitochondrial DNA replication
Cellular component (GO): mitochondrial nucleoid
Molecular function (GO): single-stranded DNA binding
Source: RefSeq, a predicted model, not a curated record
GGGACCUUACCGGUCGAACCCCCCUCGUCUACCUCCUCUGUUUUUUCGGUUUUGAGGCGACGGCUUCUGAGGCUUCAUUCGGCCUACUCUAGGCGGUACCGCCUUACCCCAUGCAUAGUCAUAAGAAGAGAGAAGCACGUCGGUCGCUCUCAGUUUCGAACCCUAACCCCAGCAACCCCUCCUUCUCUCUCUCUCUCUCUCUCUCUGAAGUCUGAACCAUGAGUUUCCGUCGAGCGCUCGCCGGAAUGCUUCACACUGUAGCCUGCCGUCAUGAUCCGCGGGCGCGCCUACUUCCGCAUCUUACCAUCCUGCGUUCCUCUUACGUAGCUUGUAACGAGGCUAGUAUUCCCCAUUCUGGCGAGGGACAGCCGGUUGUUUCUGGUUCGGCGCCGAAAGAAGUGCACGGCGGCUUCUCUAUGGAUGAUUCUUCAAAGAGCCAAGGGCUCACAAGCCCCCUGGAAGGUGAGAAGCAAGUGUCUUUCUCGUUGUCCGAUUCUGAUAAGAAGAUGGAGUUUCCCGGCGCUCCCGCGCAGGACAGGGUUCGAGUUGACGAGAAAGAAUAUCCACGGCCGGCGGAAAUCCCGUGGCAGGAAAAGGUUGCGAACUCGGUGAAUCUAAUCGGCCGCGUGGGGUUGCCAGUCCAUCUCGAGACGUUUCCUGAUGGCUCUGCGUACGCCAUUGCCAUCCUCGAGCAGAAAAAGACUCCAAACUUUCCUCAACUGUGGAUACCUGUGAUUUUUCAAGGUGACUUGGCAGGAAUUGCGGCUUGCCAUCUUAAGGAAGAUGAUCGCAUCCAUAUCUCUGGGCAGCUUAGUGCAGAUUCACCACAAAUUGUUAUGGAAGAUCGCGUAUCUACUCUUCAUGUGAUGGCACAGAGUCUGAGCUUUAUACAGGAAAAACCUGAAGGGGGAAAGACUGAGCCAUUGCAUAAAAGACUACCUCAUGCUACUCACUUGGCUGAGAAGAGUAGUAUUCGAGGAUUGAAGAUUUCUGAAAGUCAUUGGGAUGACUUCCUUACAAAUCCUCAUAACUGGUGGGAUACACGACACGACAAGGUUAAUCCUAGAAGACCUGACUUUGUACAUAAAGAAUAUAAUCUAGUGCUUUGGCUUGGACAAUCAACACCGUCCCAGGUUCUUUUAUCUCUUAAAGACUCUGCUUUCUGCCAGAAACUGGAGCAAUUAGACACAGACAAGCAGACGGGCUCUAUUUUUGGUAAUAAGCUGUGGGAGGACCUUCUUUCAAAUCCUGGUAACUGGAUAGACGGGAGAAACAGCAAGACAAAGACCAAUCAGCCAGACUUCAAACACAGAAUAUCUGGACGUGCACUUUGGAUUGGUGAAACCACACCACCAUCAGUUACGUUAGCUCUGGACUCUCCUGAUUUUUGCGAAAAGUUAAUAAAAUGGAAAACAGUCCAAAAUGAAACAAAGGUAGGCACUGAGGAUUCCUGGAAGGACUUGAUUGAUAACCCAGAUAGGUGGUGGGACAACAGAUUGACAAAGGCAAAUCCUAGAGCACCAGAUUUCAAGCACAAAGAGAGUGGCGAAGCACUGUGGCUUGGUAGUUCCCCAGACUGGGCAAGAUCAAAGUUAACACUUGACAGUGCCGUAGAAGAUAACUCUUUCUAGCAGUGUUGCAGAUUCACCCAGGUGGGGAAAGGGUCUUUUGUAGUCCAAGCUUUUGAUCUCCGCCGUUCUUGGGUUACAGUGGGCAACCGCUUCUUCUGGUUUUACUGAAAUGGAGAAGAGAAAUUCCAGAACAUGUUGCACCACUCUGUAAAUGUGAUACGUGGAUGGUUGGUGCUGGAACUGUUGAAGUUGUCCAAAGUAUCCUACCAGCAUCUGGUCCAGCGUUUGAGCCUAGCUUCCUCUUUUUUGCAAUUGACUACCAGUCAACUUUGUACGGAAGCAUGAAGGCUGCCCAGAUGUAAAGCUAUUGUUAUUGUCAGACGGGGUCUUGUUAGAAGUUUUUGGAAAUUCGUACCUGUAGACCAUAUCCAUGUGCACAUUGCGUCCCUCAAUUUGUGUCCUCUUACGAGGUUAAUAUCCGAUGGCUGGCACGCGCAAGGGGAAGCUACUAAAUUCAAGAUGAUUGAGUUCAGCAGGCUUAUAUAUAGAUUUAACGUGCUUUAGGCAUUCUC